AUGUCGGGUAUGUCAUUUUAUUUUCAAGUAUUUUAAGGUGUAAUUAGGUAUAUUAAUAGUAAGUUUUGAUCCUGACAAAAGUUGUAUAUUGUAUAAGUAGCAGAACACAAUGUUGAUUUUCCCUUGCUCGAGAUGUUCUUUUAAUGUUGCUUCUAAUAACACAAUUUCAAAAUCUGAAAUCUGAUUAUGAGGUCAAAUAGGGAGAAAAUCAGAAUCCGAGAAUAAGCCCAAACUCAGUAGGCAUCUUUUACGGUAAACGGGCUGAUGGUUGAGGCUGCUUUUACGGUAAAUACCAUACCAAAGUGAUGUUUGGAAAAUACGUUUGGAGCCAAAAACUCUUGCUCCCAAUCUCUGGCCUAGGGCGAUCAAGUGGGGGACCCGCCGCCAAGAACCUCAAGAGCUACCGAAAGGUGACUAUGACGAUAGCGAGGCCAGGGAAAGUGCAGGAAAGUGCGCAGAGCUGAUCCUUGCCUGCCUCCACGCUCUCCUGUAAUCUCGAUCACACUCCUUCCACCCCUCCGGAUCAUCUCAUUGUUUAAGCUCCAGGCCCCCUUUCACUCUUUAAUUAGCAACUUUGCAGAAAACAAACCCAAAAACUUAUUGUUUGGAGUGGCAUCGACGUUUUCAUUAAGAUGCUGCUGGUGAUAAGGGUCCUGAAUAACACUUUAGACCUUAAUUUUAGCCAAACGCCAGUCUAUUUUUAAAACUUUGAGGGAAUCUGCACGGUGCCGCCAAGCUUACUUUGGUUAUUGCACUGUGCAAUCACUUUGAUAAUCUUAUGUCAUCUUAUUUGAUCGCUAAAUUAAAGUUAUUUUUGUAUAAUGAUUAAAAAGUAAUACCUUUGGUUUCAGCGUUCGCAAGCAUGAUGGCCUCGUCCAUGGACGAGGACGAGAAUGGCAUCGGUGGAGAUGGAGGGGCGGGAGGCGACGAAAACCGAACAGAUCUCUGGCAACAAACACUACAGGUAAGCAACCUAACACAACAUAACUGUUGGUUUAGAACCUUAAACACAAUCCUUUAUACUAGUCGUUCGACCUCCAAACACCACCUUCCCACUAGCAGUCCAGCCCUCUAAAGAACGUCUUUUCACUUGUAGUCCAGCCCUCUAGAGACACGUCUUUACCUCACCUCAGACCUCCAAACUACCCGAUACCUCGUAGUAUCAGGUUCACUCGUUUCUCCUCCCUUUAAACCCGUUUCAAUCUCUUCAUGAGCUUUUACUUGCAGGCUGCGGUUGCCGCAACGAGUCAGCAGGAGAAUGCGCGGAAGCGGGCUCAGCAACGCAAACCCCGCAACACGGCCAACAACACGGUGGAGCGGGUGGAACGGUCUCUGCUCUGCCUCCGCACCACCAACCCCAUCCGCAAGUUCGCCAUCCACAUCACCGAGCUUCGCGCCUUCGAGUCCAUCAUCUUGCUCAUGAUAUGCGCCAACUGUGUAGCUCUCGCCGUUUACCAACCAUAUCCCGCCCAGGACUCGGACUCCAAGAACACAAUCCUCGUAAGAUUCUGACUGAUGCUAUCCUUACCUCUUGAUAAGAUACAUCUUCAGAAGAUGAUAAUUAAUGAUAUUAAUGUCACUUUAUUCACAGUUCUUUGAGAUAAUAUUACAUUAUCAUAACCUAACGCGUACCGUAUUUCAGGAACAAGUGGAGUAUCUGUUUAUUGUUGUUUUCACUGUCGAAUGUGUUCUCAAAGUGAUAGCCAUGGGGUUUUUCUUUCAUUCGGGUGCUUAUCUUCGUAAUGCUUGGAAUAUUCUCGAUUUCAUUAUUGUUGUUAUUGGGUAAGUCAUCGGUGUUACAGUAUGAUUGAUACUGUAAAAAUUCAAUAUUUUACAAUUUAUUAUUAUUUUUCUGGCUUUUACCGUUACCUACUGUUAAAACCUCAUUUUUGUGGUUUUCUAAAUUAAAAUUUUACAAUGCCAUUUCUCAUGUAAUGUUGAGCCGAAACUAAUCUCAUACAACUUUGCAGACUCGUCAGUACGGUGCUUUCCCGUAUGCACAUCCAGGGAUUCGACGUGAAGGCGUUGCGAGCGUUCCGUGUGCUUCGGCCGCUCCGUCUGGUUUCGGGUGUACCCUCACUUCAGGUCGUGUUGAACGCCAUCCUCAGAGCCAUGCUGCCUCUUCUUCACAUUUCAUUACUGGUCAUGUUUGUCAUUAUCAUAUACGCCAUCAUAGGUCUAGAAUUGUUUUGUGGGAAGCUGCAUUCAACGUGGUGAGUUUCUACUAUAAUAUUAUCCUUUACGUGACUUUUCUCUGUUUUUUAAUACAGUAUGACAUUAUUCCUUCUUUUUGAAACUUUGUUUUCGAAUUUUCAAUAUUAUUCCACUUUUUGUGUCAAGUUUAAUAUUACUUGCAUAACCUUAUCACUCCUGAUUUCAGUGUUGAUGUAGUGACCGGAGACUUUGCUCAAAAGGACCCUUCACCGUGUGGUCGUGCAUCUACAGCGUACCACUGUGAACCGGCAUCAGCUUCAGCCAAACACAGUAGCAAUGGCUGGGUAUGUUCGGGUAACACGACGUGGCAAGGUCCCAACAAUGGCAUCACCAACUUCGACAACUUUGGCUUGGCCAUGUUGACCGUGUUCCAGUGUGUGUCGCUGGAAGGCUGGACUGACGUCAUGUACUGGGUGAACGAUGCUGUAGGAAGGGAAUGGCCGUGGAUCUACUUUGUCACAUUGGUCAUCCUCGGCUCCUUCUUCGUACUCAACCUUGUACUUGGUGUCUUGUCUGGAGAGUUCUCCAAAGAGCGAGAGAAGGCCCGAGCCAGAGGUCUGUUCCAAAAGUUUCGAGAAAAGCAGCAGCUGGAAGAGGACCUAAAAGGAUACCUGGACUGGAUCACACAAGCCGAGGACAUCGAGCCAGUCAACGACGACGACCAAGUGGAAGAUGAGCAACAACAGUUUCGUAAGUUGGUUAUUACUUCUUGUUUAGUUUUUAGGCUUGGGACCUAUUUACUUAAUGAUGCCUAAAGCCAUUUAAAUGUUUUUCAAAACUGAUUACGGUAAUUGCAGAACUGAACGGCGAAGAGAUCGACGAAGAAGGUGAGGAACGUGCUGACGAAAAGAAACCUCCCAUUUGUGGCGCUCAGAUCCGAACAUUUCAACGCUUCAACCGACGCUGUAGACGUGGUUGUCGCCGUCUGGUCAAAUCCCAAGGAUUCUACUGGUUGGUUAUCGUAUUGGUGCUUUUGAACACUUUGGUGCUGACAUCUGAACACUACGGACAGGAGCCUUGGUUAGAUGACUUUCAAAGUGAGUUACCUUACCGUAUUUAUUUUUUUAUAGAAUAGAAGUAAUAACUGUUCUUGAAGCAAGAAUAACAUUUAUAUUGACAUAGCUCUAAACAAUCGUUAUUUCAGCUGCCGCAAACCUCUUCUUUGUAAUACUGUUUUCCAUGGAAAUGUUACUCAAAAUGUAUUCGCUCGGCUUCAACACGUACACUACAUCUCAGUUCAACAGGUUCGACUGCUUCGUUGUCAUAUCAUCCAUCUUGGAGUUCAUCUUGGUCUACUUCGAACUGAUGAAGCCGCUUGGUGUGUCUGUGUUACGUUCUGCCCGUCUGCUUCGUAUCUUCAAGGUAACCAAGUACUGGACGUCACUCAGAAACCUGGUAUCGUCCUUGUUGAACUCGCUCAGGUCGAUCAUGUCGUUGCUGUUACUUCUGUUCUUGUUCAUCGUCAUCUUCGCCUUGCUGGGUAUGCAAGUGUUUGGUGGAAAGUUCAAUUUCAACCCAAUGCAACCCAAACCCCGUGCCAACUUCGACACCUUCAUCCAGUCACUUCUUACCGUAUUCCAGGCAAGUUACUGUACUCUUUGAUAAUUCUGCUUUUAGAUUCUGACUGGUGAAGAUUGGAAUACUGUAAUGUACAACGGUAUCGAAUCGUUCGGUGGAGUAGGGUCCAUGGGUAUGAUGGUAUCCAUCUACUUUAUCGUGCUCUUUAUCUGUGGUAACUACAUUCUGUUAAACGUCUUCUUGGCUAUCGCUGUCGAUAACUUGGCCGACGCUGACAGUUUGACAAACGCCGAGAAGGAAGAGGAGCAGACGGAGAUGGAAGUGGAAGAGCCAGAAGACGAGUACGAUGAAGAGAAGUACGACGAGAACGGCAACGAAGAGAUGCGAAUCCGCCCCAACGACAUCAAGGAUGGUGACGGAUCCGACAUCGAGGCCAACGAAGAAGAGCCAGUGGGGCCGCGACCUCGUCGCGUCUCGAAUCUACCCUCAAGUAAGAACGUGAAGCCGAUUCCAAAGGCUUCAUCGUUGUUCAUCUUGAGCCACACGAAUCCCUUCAGGGUAUUCUGCAACAAGAUCGUCAACCACACCUACUUCACCAACUCCGUGCUCGUGUGUAUCUUGGUGUCAUCUGCUAUGUUAGCAGCCGAAGAUCCACUCGAAGCCGGCAGUUACCGUAAUCAAAUCCUGAACUACUUUGACUACUUCUUCACGACCGUGUUCACGGUGGAGAUCACGUUGAAGGUUGUGGUGUUCGGUUUGGUGCUCCACAAAGGGUCAUUCUGUAGAAACGCCUUCAACUUGCUGGAUAUCCUUGUAGUAGCCGUGUCUCUCAUCUCUUUUGUACUCAAAUCAGGUAGGUAACGUUACUUUGGUCAGUUAUUCCAUGUUUAGAUGCCAUCUCCGUGGUCAAGAUUCUUCGUGUUCUGAGAGUGUUGAGGCCGCUUCGUGCCAUCAACCGUGCCAAGGGUCUGAAGCACGUCGUACAAUGUGUGAUCGUAGCCGUGAAGACCAUCGGUAACAUCAUGUUGGUGACGUUCAUGUUGCAGUUCAUGUUCGCCAUUAUCGGAGUUCAAUUGUUCAAGGGAACGUUCUUCUCUUGCAACGACUUAUCCAAGAUGACAGCGGCCGAAUGUCGUGGUGAAUUCAUAACAUACGAAGAUGGAGAUCCAACAAAACCGUUAAGAAUGGAGCGAGAAUGGACGAGGAACGACUUCAACUUUGAUAAUGUCAUGGACGCCAUGAUAUCGUUGUUUGUGGUGUCCACGUUCGAAGGAUGGCCAGAGUAAGUAUUAUAUGCUAAAUGUGCCAGAACAUUCUAGGUAUUACAAGAAAAUUGUUAUUCACAAAAUUACUUUUUUUAUUUUUCUUUAAAUGUGCGCCCUCGUUUGGCGCGAAUUUUAUACGCUGAAACGUGUACAGUUGCUUUGUUUCCGCGAAAAAUAAAAAAAAAAUUUGUUUUCAUAAUAAUUUUAGAAAGCUAAAGACAUUUACAACAAAAAUCGUAUAUUUUUGUAAUUAUUUCAUCUCUAUCAAGCCGACUAACAUUUUUGAACAAUUUCACAUUGAAUUGCUUUCAGUUUGCUCUAUGUUGCCAUCAACUCAAACGAAGAAGACAAAGGACCUGUCUACAAUGCGAGACAAGCUGUAGCCAUCUUCUUUAUCGCCUUCAUCGUCGUAAUCGCCUUCUUCAUGAUGAACAUCUUCGUCGGUUUCGUUAUCGUAACGUUCCAGAACGAGGGAGAACGUGAGUACGAGAAUUGUGAACUGGACAAGAAUCAAGUAAGUUAAUCAACGGUUUCUGAUAUAUUGAAACUUGGAAAAAUUGGAUGAUAAUAUUAGCAGCUUUUUGAAAUUUUUAAAGAUAUUCAACAUUAGGUAUAAACAAGUUGUAAUUCAUACAUUUUCAGCGUAAAUGUAUCGAAUUCGCGUUGAAAGCGAAGCCUCACCGUCGCUACAUUCCGAGGAACAGGUUCCAGUACCGUGUUUGGUGGUUUGUGACUUCUCAGUUCUUCGAGUAUGCCAUCUUCAUCAUCAUCUUGCUGAACACCACCACAUUAGCCAUGAAGCACUAUCCCCCAGACGUCCAGAUGGACAACGUGCUUGACAUCUUGAACUUGUUGUUCACAGGAGUGUUCGCUUUUGAAGCCGUCUUUAAGAUCAUUGCUUUGAACCCGAAGAACUACUUUGGCGACAGAUGGAAUGCAUUUGAUUUUGUCAUCGUACUCGGUUCUUUCAUCGACAUCAUCUACGGUAAACUGAGUCCUGGGUCCAACAUUAUCUCUAUCAACUUCUUCCGACUGUUCCGUGUCAUGAGGUUGGUCAAGUUGCUGGCUCGAGGAGAAGGCAUUAGGACGUUGCUGUGGACUUUCAUGAAGUCUUUCCAAGUAAGUCUUAAUAUAGUUUUAGUGUUGAUUAUUACUGCAAUAUCUUAAGUUUACAAUUAUUGUGAAAACUCAUGUUAUAUUUUAACUUCAUUUACUGCUUCAGGCCCUUCCGUACGUAGCGUUGUUGAUUGUUUUGUUGUUCUUUAUCUACGCUGUGAUCGGAAUGCAGGUGUUUGGAAAGGUAGCCUUGGACGACGAUACCCAGAUCCAUCGUAACAACAACUUCCACACCUUCCCUGCCGCAGUACUCGUAUUGUUCAGGUCAGCUACAGGAGAAGCGUGGCAAGAGAUCAUGUUGUCGUGUUCAGAACGGCCUGACGUCAAGUGUGAUCCGUCAUCUGACGACUACAAGAACGAUCCCAACGCACUUUGCGGAGUCGACUUUGCCUAUCCUUACUUCAUCUCCUUCUUCAUGUUGUGCUCGUUCUUGGUCAUCAACUUGUUCGUGGCUGUCAUUAUGGACAACUUCGAUUACCUGACCAGAGAUUGGAGUAUUCUGGGGCCUCACCAUCUGGAAGAGUUCGUGAGGUUGUGGUCUGAAUACGAUCCUGACGCCAAGGGGAGGAUCAAGCAUCUUGAUGUAGUCACAUUGCUACGUAAGAUAUCUCCACCGCUCGGUUUUGGUAAACUGUGCCCUCACAGGUUGGCCUGCAAGGUAAGAUACCGUAUCUGACAUAUUUUAAGUCAAGAUAAUAUUUAUUUUUGUACGGUCAAUUGUAUAUACUACUGUAAUGUUCCUUUUGUUAUUGCAUGUUGUCUUUCUUUGUAGCGACUCGUAUCCAUGAACAUGCCGCUGAACAGUGAUGGUACUGUCUGUUUCAAUGCUACUUUGUUUGCUUUGGUUCGUACCAACUUGAAGAUCUACACUGAAGGAAACAUCGACGAAGCCAACGAACAGCUUCGAGCUGCCAUCAGACGUAUCUGGAAGAGAACUCCUAUCAAGAUGCUCGAUGAAGUCGUACCUCCAGCUGGACGUAAGUACUUUACAGUAGUAUAUCAACUUAUUUAGGUGGCGAUGACGUUACUGUCGGGAAGUUCUACGCUACCUUCUUGAUCCAGGACUACUUCCGUCGCUUCAAGAAACGAAAGGAACUUGAAUCCAAAGGUGUCAUCCCAGUACAAAGUACUCAAGCUAUGGCACUACAGGUAAGCAUAUUAUAGAUGUUGUAGUUCAGAACAAAUUUAUUUUAAUAUUUUACUUCAGACAAAACUUAAUUUACAUAAUCAAAAGUAAAGUAGCAUAAACAAUAUUAUCUAGAGAAAUAAUCAAAUUUUAAUAAUUAUCAUAAUCGCCGUAUUUUAGGCCGGCCUCCGUACGCUACACGAAAUUGGCCCUGAGCUGAAGCGAGCCAUUUCCGGGAAUCUGGAGACGGACUUCGUGAACGAGCUGGAAGAGCCCCAACACAGAGUUAGUCAUCUUUUGUUUCGGCAUUGUUUGCCUAGGUUAUUCGAUUCCGUUUAUCGAAUGCCGGUUCGUGGACGUUUUCUGACCUCUUGAUGCCUUUUUGUAUAAAUUCAUCCGUCCAGAGAAAUUAGCGGCCGCUCGGAAGAAAGGCCCUCCGGGCAAUUGCUGCGGCCGUCAAAUUAAACGCCGGGAAUUGUUGUUUUAACGGACUUGUUUUCAGCGCACCCAUUCCCUCUUCAACAACAUUGUGAAUGCGUUGAGCGGCUCCAAUCAGCCGAGUAGUGCUAGUGGGGCCUCCACCACGCACCACCAGCCCUACGAGAGGGAGGAACGCAAGCUCUUGCCGCUCAAGAGUAAGUUCUUGCUCCGCAAGUCGGGCCUAAAGUCCGACUACGAGCUGGAGCAAGGGACCCUAGACCGUCUUCUGCCCACCCGCCCCAGCAACUUUAGUCUGCCCUUUUUCUGACGACCUCGUUAUUGUACAUACCUCAGGUUUCGUGUUUGUUUUACUACCUUUCCAUUGUUAUGAUUUACUGUUUGUUGCCAUUCUCGCACUUACGUACUACUACUUAACUCACGUACAUGUUGUGGUAACGUUGACACGACUGUUCCCCUUAUCAUUACAGUUUUGUGCUCACACUCCGGUUUGUGGUGUUUUAAUAUUAUAGUAGCCUUUAACCACUAUUCAGUUAGUUUUCCUGACAUAUUGUUAGUGUUCGAUGUAUGUUUGUAUGAUUACAAGUUCACUUUAAUAAAUGGUAUUUCGAGUGGCCCCGGCCGCGUUUUAACACCUUUAAUUUAUGUCGUGAUGUGAAUGGGGUAAUUUAAUAUUACUAAAUCAAAGCCAGAGUGAGUGCUUAACUAUGCACCAUCACACGUAAGUCGACGCUCGUGCAUGAAUGCACCACAGACACGCGACGUCGUCCACAAACCUGUCGUAAAGUAAAUAAAAUGUUGUCUUCCUCCAGAUCUGGCCUUAUUCUUUUAGUCUUUCCCAUGAGAGCCAAUUUCAUGCCAAAAUCUUCAAUUUCAUUUUUAGUGGAUGGCCUAUCCCCGACGCAUUCCAUUGCGGCCGCGGACACAAUCAGCAACGAACACUACCGUAUCCACCGCGGCAUGCCCACCAACAACAGCAUCAACAUCCCCACCAAAGUAGGUUACCCCGCCCCACUCGUAAUACUUUAGAACCACGUCUACCAGAACGAGCAUCAGCCAUUAGUCCAGAACAGGUAUGGGAAAACAAAUGGCGCCCCCAACACAGGAAGACGACUUCCCAAUCUGGCAAAACUUUAUGGCCGCGGCCCGGACAGGCACUUCCACACUUCGUCCACGGAAUCUCAACAACCUCUGAAUCCGUCCCAUGACUCACGGGAUUCUUCUCUAGGCCCACAAAGACCGGUCGACCCCGCUCGCAGAUUCAUCUUUGCCAACCGAACGUAAGUCCUGAAGUCAGCCUUCUAAUCUCGUUUCAGAAUGCCCCCAGAAUCAGAUGACGAGGACUGGUUCGAACGCCGACAAAGGAUCGAUGCCAUGGAGAGAAUGGAAGAAACGGAGAGAACUCGACCGCCAAUCCAGGAGCCCCUUCAGCUAGCCAGAAGCCAAGCCUUCGCUUUAGCCGGAGUCAAUUCUGACAACGAAUACGAAGUCCAGUCGCCAACCCACUCCAGGCUGGGCUUCGGAAUGAUGGAUAUGGGUAUCAUGGACGAUGACAACAGGACCUAUCGACCAGUGCCCGACGGACAGUCAGUCCGGCUACCUCACACUGACAGUCGACGAACAUUAUUCCGACCCGCGGAACCUGGUGAGUACUACAACUACGAGAAGCCCAGUGCUCCAUUAGUACAGCGACACCUGCCCAACAAUAGACAACACCCAGCCGACCAGCUAGUCCGAGACGCACUACAGACUAGUCUUGGCCGCUACAUGGAUCCCCAGGUGGUUGAAGUCGCUCGACGAGAGUUGGCUGAAGCCUACGAACUCAACGAACGACAGCUACAGUCGGCCGCCCAGUACACGCUAGCCAAUCCUACUUAUCUAGAGCACGUCGGUGGCAUCAGGCCGGAGGAGAUCAACGACUACAACCAGUACUCGCAGCAGUCUCUUCUACGUCGUGCUGACACUCAUCAUCAACCUCACCUCAGUCAAGGGACCAGCAACGCGGGCGGAUCCUCCAAAGACGAGGACCUGCUGCUGGUUACCACAUUGUAA
Bursaphelenchus okinawaensis is the source of this 9729-nucleotide messenger RNA. The record is from the annotation of a GenBank genome assembly. Lineage: Eukaryota; Metazoa; Nematoda; Chromadorea; Rhabditida; Aphelenchoididae.